AUGUCGCUGAAUCCCGAGCCCUCGGCGCCUGAAGAGCGGGCUGAGCACCAUCUGCCGCCCAAGUCGUACGCCGACGCCGCCGAAGAGGCCCUGGAGCCCCAGCAGCCACAAUCACAUGCCAACGGCACCGACGGCACCGCCGAACACAACGGGAAGAAGAUUUUGGGCAAGGCCAAUGAGGUAAAGACCAAUGGCGUCAAGGUCCCCUCUGAAGAAGACAAGACAUCGCUCGAAGGCGUGGGUCAGGAGCCCCGGAGUCCAACAGUGAAGGGCCAUCGUCGCGUCUCAUCGCGCGGCUCUCACGGGUCGCUCGGCCGCAAACAGGGCGAGCAGGCACAGAAAGACAUGAACGGAGCACACACGAAUGGAAAUGGCAAGGGCAAUGGCGAUGUGCUGACGAGUGUGAAGCCGCAGCAGGAGUUUCAGGUCGCCAAAGCAGACCGCAGAACCGACCUCAAGCGCAGAAACUCGGAGCUCACCACAGGACGACAGGCUGGCGCGGGAUGGUCCCAGAGCAAAAUACGCUUUGCGCCCAUGAACGUCCCCCUCCAGCGCCGCCUCCAGACCCUCGCCGUCCUCAUGCACACGCUCAGCAUCGUCGGCGGCCUUGCCAUCUUCUUCUUCCUAUGCAGCAUACCCCUGCUCUGGCCCAUCCUCCUGCCGUAUACCAUCUACGUCCUCUUCUCCAACGCGGGCACGUCGGGCGAGCUGUCGUUCCGCAGCGACUGGUUCCGCCGGCUGCCCGUCUGGUCGCUCUUCGCUUCAUACUACCCCGCCCGCCUACAUCGCUCCCAGGAGCUGGAGCCUACUAGGAAGUACAUCUUCGGCUACCACCCACAUGGCAUCAUCUCCCAUGGCGCCUUCGCUGCCUUUGCAACGGAAGCGCUUGGCUUUUCGCAGCUCUUCCCUGGCAUCACCAACGCCCUGCUGACCCUCGAUUCCAACUUCCGCUACCCCAUCUAUCGCGAAUACGCCCUUCGUCUCGGCAUGGCCUCCGUAUCUCGCGAGUCCUGCGAAAACACCCUCUCCAAAGGCGGUUAUAACAACGAAGGCAUGGGCCGCGCCAUCACCAUCGUCGUGGGCGGCGCUCGUGAAUCCCUCGAUGCGCGCCCCGGUUCCAUAAAGCUCGUCCUCAACCGCCGCAAGGGCUUUGUCAAGAUGGCCAUACGCACCGGCGCCGACCUCGUCCCUGUCCUCGCCUUCGGCGAAAACGACGUCUACGACCAACUCGAUACCGAUUCGCAUCCCUACAUACACAAGUUCCAGAUGCUCGUCAAGAAGUUCAUGGGCUUUACGGUACCCAUCUUCCACGCGAGGGGUGUCUUCAACUACGACGUAGGCAUGAUGCCGUACCGGAGACCCAUCAACAUCGUUGUCGGUCGCCCGAUCAGGGUGAUGCAGGACACGCACCCAGACAACGAUUACAUCAACGAGAUACAUCAGCAAUACGUCGACGAGCUGAUGCGCAUCUGGCACGAACACAAGGACACUUUUGCCAAGCACAGGACGGGCGAGCUGGAGAUCGUCGAGUAA
Alternaria incomplexa is the source of this 1533-nucleotide messenger RNA. RefSeq lists its product as uncharacterized. The transcript has 2 exons. NCBI's taxonomy places the organism in Eukaryota, Fungi, Ascomycota, Dothideomycetes, Pleosporales, Pleosporaceae. The coding region runs from base 1 to 1533 and encodes 510 amino acids. Gene Ontology annotation, biological process: triglyceride biosynthetic process. The record is from RefSeq and is a predicted model, not a curated record. Gene Ontology annotation, molecular function: diacylglycerol O-acyltransferase activity. Gene Ontology annotation, cellular component: endoplasmic reticulum membrane.